Pistacia vera is the source of this 1028-nucleotide messenger RNA. RefSeq lists its product as uncharacterized. The transcript is spliced from 4 exons. Bases 183 to 1028 code for a protein of 281 amino acids. NCBI's taxonomy places the organism in Eukaryota, Viridiplantae, Streptophyta, Magnoliopsida, Sapindales, Anacardiaceae. The record is from RefSeq and is a predicted model, not a curated record.
GACGCCAAACGCGUAUGUCAUCGCCGUCGCGAUGUACAUUGCGUGCUGCGAGAACGGCUUGGGGGAGCCGUCGGCGGUGGAGCUCGGUGUCGCCUACUACCUGAAGAAGAGUAGGGACAAGGAUUCCUACUAUUUGUCUCGGCGACCUACCAUUGCUGCGGGGAUACAUAGCUAUCCCAGCAAUGCGGGGGCCUACGAGACAAAGUUUUUCUUUUUCGUUUAUGACGGUCACCGCCACUUUCAGGAUCCAAGUAGUUAAUAGAACGACCAGCCAAGAAUUGCUCGCCGACCCGAACAGGCUCGUAUCUUUCGGGGUACUAGACGAGGAACAGCGGGACGCGAGGAAGCUUGUGACGACCGCGAACCUGCGGAAGUACGGUUUUUUCUCCGACAAGGCAUCGUUAGAACCCUUGGACGAGACCAUGCCCCCAAAGGAGUCCGGGCAGUCCCGCCGAGCGCCAUUUGUUUUCCCUCGAUCAAGGAGAGAGAGGAAGAGGGAAAGGGAGGCCGAAGCUGCUCGCGCCAUUCUCGCACAACCGCUGCGAACUUCUACGACUUCGCAGCCUCGUCCUGCACAAGAAACGACCAGAACAGAACAGGUCGCUCCAGCACCUCCUGCUCGCCCCAGGCGGAAGGCUCCGGCCCAAAGGUCCAAGAAAAGGAAACAGGUCCAGGUCGAAGAAUCUGAGACCGAAUCCGAGGAGAAGCCCCUCAGGACGCUCCAAGAAUCCAGGAGGCCGGGAAAGGAACCCGCGAGCGGGGCGGUGACUGGCGACAAGGCGAAGGACGCCCCUGUUCUGGACUCGUUCGGGAGUCUGCCCGAGUACUUGCAGCCAANAACAAUUUCACUUCAUUCUUCUUUUCGAACUGCUAUAUUUGUCUUCUCGAAAGUUGAUUUGUUUGUUGUCGUGUCAUGGUCACAAUGUUCAACACCACGCUUAGUAACAUCUGCCACUAAUACCUAUAAUUCACCUUCUCCUUCACUUUUUUGGUCUAUGUCAUCUUCUCCACCUGUUGCCUGUUGUUGA